CUCUGCCCCGCUUUCCCUUGUGCCCUCGGCGCGGCCCUUCCGCCCUUCCUCCCUCCGCCGCCGGCCGGGGGCUGCGACCGCCGCCGCUGCUAUGGGGCUGCCCACGCUGGAGUUCAGCGACUCCUACUUGGACAGCCCGGAUUUCAGGGAGCGCCUCAAGUGUCACGAGAUCGAGCUGGAGAGGACGAACAAGUUUAUCAAGGAGCUGAUUAAGGACGGCAGCCUCCUCAUCGGGGCCUUGCGAAAUUUAUCCAUAGCAGUGCAAAAAUUUUCACAGUCUUUACAAGAUUUUCAGUUUGAGUGUAUUGGAGAUGCUGAAACAGAUGAUGAAAUUAAUAUUGCUCAGUCCUUGAAAGAGUUUGCUCGGCUCCUGAUUGCUGUUGAAGAGGAGAGAAGACGACUGAUCCAGAAUGCUAAUGAUGUGCUAAUAGCACCACUGGAGAAGUUUCGUAAAGAGCAAAUAGGAGCAGCAAAAGAUGGGAAGAAGAAGUUUGACAAGGAAAGUGAGAAAUAUUAUUCCAUCUUAGAGAAGCACUUAAAUUUAUCAGCAAAGAAGAAAGAAUCUCAUUUGCAAGAUGCAGAUACACAGAUUGACAGAGAACAUCAGAACUUUUAUGAAGCAUCGUUAGAAUAUGUUUUUAAAAUUCAAGAAGUACAAGAGAAAAAGAAAUUUGAAUUUGUAGAACCUCUCUUGGCCUUUCUUCAAGGAUUAUUUACAUUUUACCAUGAAGGAUAUGAAUUGGCUCAGGAGUUUGCACCAUACAAGCAGCAACUGCAGUUCAAUUUGCAGAACACUCGGAAUAACUUUGAAAGCACUAGGCAGGAAGUGGAGAGACUCAUGCAAAGAAUGAAAUCAGCCAACCAGGAUUACAGACCACCAAGUCAAUGGACAAUGGAAGGCUAUCUCUAUGUGCAGGAGAAACGACCUCUUGGAUUUACAUGGGUAAAACAUUACUGCACUUAUGACAAAGGAACAAAAACUUUUACGAUGAGUAUAGCUGAAGCCAAAUCUGGUGGAAAAGUGAAUGGCCUUGUCACAAGCUCACCAGAAAUGUUCAAGCUAAAAUCUUGCAUCAGGAGAAAGACAGAUUCAAUUGACAAACGUUUCUGUUUCGAUAUUGAAGUAUACGAGAGACCUGGAAUCAUCACACUGCAAGCUUUUUCAGAAUCCAACCGAAAACUUUGGCUCGAAGCUAUGGAUGGAAAGGAACCGAUCUACACACUACCAGCCAUUAUUAGCAAGAAGGAAGAAAUGUUCUUAAAUGAAGCAGGUUUCAACUUUGUGAGGAAAUGUAUUCAUGCUGUAGAAACAAGAGGUAUUACAAUCCUGGGAUUGUACAGAAUAGGUGGUGUAAAUUCCAAGGUGCAGAAGCUGAUGAAUACCGUAUUUUCCCCUAAAUCUCCUCCUGAUAUGGAUAUUGAUAUGGAACUUUGGGACAAUAAAACAAUAACAAGCGGACUAAAAAACUACCUCAGGUGUCUUUCAGAACCACUGAUGACUUUCAAGCUGCACAAAGAUUUCAUUGUUGCUGUUAAGUCAGAUGAUCAGAACUACAGAGUUGAGGCAGUGCAUGCACUUGUGCAUAAGUUACCAGAGAAGAACAGAGAGAUGCUGGACAUCCUUAUUAAGCACUUGGUCAAGGUAUCAUUGCACAGUCAGCAAAAUCUAAUGACUGUAUCCAACCUUGGUGUUAUCUUUGGACCAACUCUGAUGAGAGCCCAAGAAGAAACCGUGGCUGCUAUGAUGAACAUUAAGUUUCAGAAUAUCGUCGUUGAAAUUCUGAUAGAGCAUUAUGAAAAGAUAUUUCACACUGCACCAGAUCCCAACAUUCCUCUUCCCCAACCUCAGUCCCGAUCAAGUUCAAGAAGGACAAGAGCCAUUUGUCUCUCCACAGGUUCACGUAAACCCAAAGGAAGAUAUACACCAUGUCUAGCAGAUCCUGACAGUGACUCGUACAGCAGUAGCCCAGACAGCACUCCCAUGGGCAGCAUUGAAUCUCUCUCUUCUCACUCCUCUGAGCAGAACAGCACCACCAAAUGCACACCCUCCCAGCCAAGGGAGAAAUCCGGAGGGAUUCCAUGGAUUGCCUCUCCUGCUUCUUCUAAUGGCCAGAAAAGUUCAGGCCUGUGGACUACAAGUCCAGAAUCCUCAUCAAAGGAGGAUGCAACCAAAACAGAUGUGGAGUCGGACUGCCAAAGUGUAGCUUCUGUCACUGGACCAGAGAAUGCCUCUCCACCAACAGACCUGACCAAAAAGAGUUCCUACAGUCUGUCUGGCCUGAAAAGGUCUUCAGCAUCUUCCCUUAGAUCAAUUCCAUCAACUGAAGGUAACAAAAGUUGCAGUGGAUCUAUACAGAGCUUAUCUUCAACAGAUACCAAAGACACCUUAAAGGCUCCUCCAAACCCUGAUUUGCCUCCCAAAAUGUGCAGAAGAUUAAGAUUAGAUACUGCAUCAAGUAAUGGCUAUCAAAGACCUGGAUCUGUAGUGGCUGCAAGAGCGCAGUUGUUUGAAAGUGCUGGUUCACUUAAACAAGUUUCUUCAGGACGGCAAGCAAAAGCCAUGUAUUCCUGUAAGGCUGAGCAUAGUCAUGAGCUGUCUUUCCCACAGGGGGCAAUAUUUUCCAAUGUGUAUCCAUCAGUGGAACCAGGAUGGUUAAAGGCAACUUAUGAGGGCAAAACAGGACUAGUUCCUGAGAAUUAUGUUGUCUUCCUCUAGUAAUCUUUAGUGGACAGCAAUAUCUUCAUGGUAUCCAUGGUAACAAAUAAUAAGCACUAUGAUUUUUAUCUGACACAGAUAUGGGAUCAGCCCCUUAGCUGAGCGGUAGAUUUCCUUCAGAUGCUGCAGCUGCAGGUUACACAGCUCCCUGUCAAUGGAACAGAAUGUAAUGAAACAGUUAACAGUUUCUGUACUGAAGACGGUACUCUGCUUAAAUAACUUCCAUUGUUUGCAAAAGGUUGUUCUGUUCUUCUUUUAUGGGUAAGGAACACUAGAGCAAUAAAAUAAAAAAAAAUUGCUGUUUAGCUGAAGACUUUCAGGUCCAAGGAUGUUGCUCACAGAAGUGUGAAAUUUAGAGGCAAUGCGCUCUAUGACAUCUCUCACAAUCUCUCUUUUUAAAUAUGGAAAAUCAUGGAUUUUUUCAUAAUGUAAGUACUGCUUCUAUUGUGAUCGGAAUUCUCCAUUAGAAAACUUGAUUCUAAAAUUAGUCCUAAUCAUUUCAAAUAAGAAAUGAGUUUUCUGUAAAUUAGAAGUUUGAACUUCUGUUAGUCAUUGAGAUUACAAUAUGGUAGAGGAUUUAUGCAGCUGAUAAUAUCAGUUUAUACACUGCCUGAGCAGUAAGUGCUCAUUCAAAAUGUGAUGUGUUUAAUGAAUGUUUCAUUCAAAUACUUCUUAAAUUUCUUUCUUUCUUUCUGUAUCAGUAUAAAUAAUAUUAACAACUUUUAUUUCAAUGAUAUCCAUCAUCUGGAAGAUAUUCUCAGUGUAUCUCAAAACAACAUCUGUAGAAAACAAGGAGAUGCUGAAUCUGGAGUGACUGGGAGUCUUGGGAAGUGAAAAACAGCAAUAUGUUUUGAAACCUGAGAUAAAUUGUAACUGAUUCUUUUUCCAACUUUUUUCAUUGCAAAUAAGACAAGUGGCCUGUGAACUAGCCAAUUUUAUAAGCUAUGAAUGCUGAAAGCUCUAUGUAGCAAUAAAAGUAUUUAGUAUUAUUUCUCCUGACUUCUACUAAAAUAUUUGACAAACAAUUCUCCUUCCAAAGAAUAAAAAAUCCUUACUUUUUAAAGGUGGUGUAAAGACCAAUUGUUUGGUUCUGGUAGAACUGAAGAGAAAAAAAUGAAAACCAAAGUCAAAGAAGUCUCAGAAACAUUAAGCAGCUUUCUCAGUCUGAGCAUCUUUCUUGUACACCUUGAGGGAAAACAUGCAUUGCUUGCUUGGCUGCUUAUCAUGCCUGAUUGAAAACGAGGAUAUUUAACCUUUACAUUAGUAUUUCUUCAACAUUAGUGCUUCCAGGAGAAUUUACUGUUUCAUAAAACCAUCUAGGCUUAGUUUCAUAGACCUGUCCAGGCUUAGUUCUUUCUUCAGGAGCAGAAAUCAUCAUACAAAUCUUCUACUGAUUUCUAAGUUGUACACUACUUCCAGAAAAUUUAAGGAAGAACUUCUGCUAGGACUAAAAACAUCCACAAUUGUUUAACUGCUUCUUUUUUCCUUCCAUAGCCUUCUUCUUGUUUAAGUUGGAAAAUCAGAUUUAUUGCCAACAUAAAGAAGCACAUCAGAACAUUCUUUACUUAUAUGUAUAAGUAUAUAUAUACUUAUAUAUAUUGUAGUGCAUGAUUUCUUCAGAGCAAUUGUUAGAAUUCAGGCCAGUGGCAGAAGCCUGCAGGAUCCUUUUCCUCAUUAAUUCAAGUAUCAAGUGGUGAUCAGGGAAGGAGAGAGGCUGAAAGAGCAUCCUUCCAAAAAUGGUCUAGCGUUUUAGAGCAGGAGUCUGGGCAAGGCUGACUGCAGGCAGUUGAGGACAGACCCCUUGAAUUAGUGACUGAGUGACUUGAGUCACCCUAAACAGUUUCAUUAGUCCCAAACCAUGUUUCACUUCAUCUUAAGUCUAGACUGUACCCAGUGCAUUGUGAUGAAGGGUUGCUCUAGAUGUCACUGACAGUGAAGGUCUUUUCGAAUCUGAUUGAGUGUUUCUUUGUUUUAAGGCAAGCCAAGUUUUCUUAGUGUAAGCUAUGCUUGAAACUACCAUUGCCCUGAGAAGAUGAACAUGGUUUUGGUUGUGCUUCUGCUGUAUUUCACAAUUGAAAAACUGCAGGCUGUCAAAAGGCUUACCUCUGGUGACCUUCUUGGGAGAAGUGCUGCUGCAGGCAAAAAGGAGCAGGAAGGGAAGCAGAGCUUUGAGCAGAGGUUGGAGACCCAGCACAUCUCACACAGGCAGAGAAAUGCAGUGGUCUGGGGAAAAAAUCCCAACUUUUGUCUAUUGCAGGGAGUCACUGGCAAACCUCUAUUGAACAUCCUUUGAUAACCCCUCAUACUUCUCAGGGGCAAUUUAAUUGUUGUGAAAUCUUGUAGAAUGGUGAAAUAGAAAAUUUUUGCUCCUACUUGCUUUGUUCUAGCCUUAUUUAAAAGUAAGCAGAAAUAAACCCCUAAGCUUAGGUAAUUUCACAUCCCCUGUAUAUGUCUCACAACUUUCCAAUAUUGUGUUUUGAAACCAGCUGAUCUGGGUGCAAGCUAUAGGACUCAAAGAUGUCAAGUUCAUAAAACAUUUUGUAAAAAUGCAAAGCCGAGUUAGAGAUUCAGCAAGAAGAACCUGCAAGUGCUGAGGCAAAAGUUGUAGAAAGACUUGGAGGAAUCCCUGUGUGGGAGAAGUGUUUCAUCUGUUCUGAGCAUUCAUCUCACAUUAGAUACAACUUUGGAUUGCAGAAGACAACUUUAUAAGAAACUGGAUUCCAUUCAUGUGCUGCUCACAAAACAAAUCUGUAUUUUCCUCCCUAAGACUCUGGAGCUUUUUCAGGCCCUUCUUCUGAACAAACCAUAAUUUUUAAGUAGUUUAUCUUAAAAAUAACAUUUCCACCUGAAAAAGGUCAUGCCCAUUCUUACUUACUCACUCUCCAGGAGUAGGGGUUUUCAUUUUUUUUGAAAUCUUCUGUGUUUUUCUUUUACUCUGCUUUGCAACAGGUAGUAGCACUUUCUGUAUAAUCUCACUGCUGGUUUGUGGAUGCCCUAACUCUUCCCUGACUUUCAAAAGGGAGUUUAUCUCUGCAAGAAGCUGUACAGUGAACCAGAAAGUUAAGUAAGUAGGGUGCAAAGGCUGAAAUGGGGGUGAGGACAGCACCAAAGCUUCUCUAAUGAUGACACUCUCGGGCCUGACCAAAAAUCCUUUCUGAUAAUAGCAAAGAAUCAGAAAUCCAUAUAGCAUUUAAAUGAAGAUAUAAUAUCUUGAUAGUGCCUUACCAGAAAAUAAGGCAAUCUGAACUAAAUUAGUUCAUAGUAUUGAUUUAAUGUUUUUUAUGAAAGUUAGAUUUACUGUACAAGGAAAGGUUUCAAUUUUUUUUAAUAAUUAUUCUUAUAUUUCUUAAAAGGAUGCAGCAGGUUUUUUUCCAAAAUUGAUUGUAGAACUCAAGGUAAUGACACAUUGUGAUUGCUGUUUGUCUUGUGGAUAUAAUGUCUGUACCCACAACAUAUAACAACAAAUAAUUAGCCGUUUUUUCUUUGUCAAACCUUUUGAUACAUGUUGCAGCACAACAUGAAUCAAAUUAAUAGUGUGAAGGACUGAUAUAUUGUAUGAUAAAUAUGUAAAGUAUAUUAAUAUUUUAUAGUCACACUUUUUAUUAAUUAUUCUAAAGAUUAAUUUUUUGUAAUUCCUUGUGUUAAAUUGUUCAGUAUUAAAAUGUCCUUGCCAUAUUUUGGCAUUUAGAUGUAUAUGUAACAAAACUCUUAAAUUAAACCAUAGCUAUCACUUAUUUCCCUAACUAAUCUAUAAUGUUCAUUGUACAAUUAUUUCCAUGAAAAAAAGAUGCACAGAUUUGCUGACCAGUGCUAUUCUAUGAUAGUAAUAGUAACUUAUUUUCCUUUUAUAUAUUUUCUGGUGCUAACCUCUAUUCUUUGGCUGUAAUUGGAUUGAAUUGUAAUAUGCCUUUAGGAAAGACAUGAUAGUAGAGGAAAAGUUGCAAAAUUCUGCAAUUCAGAACAAUUAUUACAACCAAAAAAAAGUACUGUAUGGCAGUAAUUGGAUUUUUUUUGUUGUUAACUUUUCUCCCCUGACCUAUUUUCUACUUAAUAAGAUU
This is a messenger RNA of Corapipo altera (White-ruffed manakin), 6774 nucleotides long. RefSeq names its product Rho GTPase activating protein 42 (gene ARHGAP42). Gene Ontology annotation, molecular function: protein binding; GTPase activator activity. Gene Ontology annotation, biological process: signal transduction. NCBI's taxonomy places the organism in Eukaryota, Metazoa, Chordata, Aves, Passeriformes, Pipridae. The transcript has 24 exons. The record is from RefSeq and is a predicted model, not a curated record. The coding region runs from base 92 to 2716 and encodes 874 amino acids. Gene Ontology annotation, cellular component: cytoplasm.